AGGAACGCGAAUGCAAUAAAAUGCACCACAACCGGAACGCCGCUCCGGUGCGUUCGGCUGCAGCUCACCACUGUGUGUGAUAUCUGCCUCAGUGGUUUAAAUGUAGCGCAUGAAAGUGAAAAAUAUAACAACUUACUUUUCAUUGCAUAAUCAUAAAAACUGCGAUUUUAAUUCUGAAUCCUAAAUUACAUCGUACGAAAAAGAUCAUCUGCCCAGUGACCAGUCACGCUUCAAUGAUCACCUUGCUUCUGCAAGUUUGAAGUGAACCCCAUGUUUGGCAGGCGGACAGUAAUCAGCAGUUAUUUCAUUACCAUAAAGAAAAUACACUUUAUGCGAACAAUAGAAAGAAAAGACACACAUUCGAGUUACUAUGUGGGUUCCCUCAUCUUUUCAACCAUAAACAUCACCCAGGAUCUUCGUGCCCACAGAUUUAAGCCCGCACGGGCCACUGCAACCAGGGUUAUUUUCACUCAUGUAUACUUGCACUCACCCACCAGUAACUUUUAUGAAGUAUAUUGGGUGUACCUUGGGAAACAUCGUAAUCUUUUUUAAUUCAUGUUGACAGGCACGAAUGCACGAUGAGUAAACACGGCACAAACAUACCAAUGCGUCGAAAGUCCCACACAACAUUGAAUCUUGCUUUCAGACACCGUUAGCGGAUACUGUUGUUGGGAUUACUAUUAUUGGGCUGCAAUAUGGCAAAGGCGUUCUGCGUUAAAUAUCUCACUCCGAACGAUACGGAUAGUCGAGCAUGUUACCAAAUACAGUGUAUUGCAAAGGGAUACUCGACAGAAUUCUGCCAGAUAAAUGAUAAUAAAUAUAUACAGUACUUUGGUUUUGAAGAAGAUUAAUUCCGACCAGUACAUUGCUACCAAACGAAGAUGUUCUGCAAUUGUCCAUUGUAGUGUCGUCAUCAGCUGGAAAUAUAUCGCCCCGGGCAGCCAUGUUGUUAAAUACCGUGUUUCAAAAAAGUGUUCAACAGCAUUCCCCUGGUAAAAGAUAACAAAUACCUGGGAUUAAUAGUCCCAUUGACGAUACCAUUGAUGACAAAAGAAAACGUUCCGCAAUUGUUCUUUUAACAAAGGUUUCGUUUCCUGAGUAUACUGCAGCGAUAAUUACGCGAUAUUUUUUUCCUCGUCGGAUCGCUUGUGAGUUGUGACAGUAUCGUUCACGCGACGGCAACGGAUGAGCAGAAUGUAAACAAACCGAAUAUUAUUAAACACUUGACGAGGGUUAGUUCUGUAUUUUAUUCACGGAACAUCUGUAAAUCGUUUCGUGAAUGUCCCGGGAUUUAUUUUGGUGAUAUAUCCCGAGGAAUUCCCGUAUUUUGGCUUUUAUAUUGGAUUGUUUUGUCGUAUAUUACGACACAAUGAUGAACCAAAAUUGUCAUUUCGGGUUUUGCUACGCUGAAGUAGAAUCGACAACUUACAAAUGAAAGCUACAACGUUGUUCAGUCGCGCUUUGUUGUCAGCAAAUGCAAAACCAAGAUGCGGAUUUACUGCAAGGCCUUUAUUUGGAACAAUCUCUCGCAAGUAUUGCGAAAGCAAGGAACUACCAGAAAUACGGAAAAGUUAUAACGAUCUCAAGAACUUUGUACAAGAACGCUUCAAACCUAAUUUUCUCAUACAACAAGAGCACGUAUUCCCAGUCAACCAAACAGACCUGUCGCAGAUUGACAUCUAUGGAUUCGACUAUGACUACACGUUGGCAGAGUACUCCGACGACAUGCAAAUUUUCAUAUAUCAAACGGCAAGUAAAAUACUUUGCCAGAAAUACAAAUUUCCGGAGGAUAUCAUGAAAGAAAAGUACAAUCCAGAUUUCUGCGUUCGGGGUCUUCAUUACGAUAUCAAACGUGGACUGAUGAUGAAAAUUGAUGAACGACAUAUCGUGCAGUUGGACACUGUCUUUCAAGGCCGUAAGAAGUUAAAUUCAGAAGAAGCGCUCCGGCAGUUGGAAACCGUUCACAUCUCAAAGGAGGUUAUGGAUAGAUCAUGUUUUCGAGGAAGCGAAGUUCUGCAGCAAUUGACAGAUAUAUUCUCUUUGCCAGAAAUGUGUCUUCUGGCCAACGUCGUUGAAUAUUUCGCAUCAAAGUCGAUAAAAUUUGACUCGAUGAGAGUAUUUGAAAUGGUCGAACGUUCAGUGCGUGAAGUUCACACCGACGGGUACCUGUACGAGGAAGUAAAAGCCAACGUUGACAAAUAUUUACGAAAAGAUUGCUUGCUGCCUUUGAUCAGAAAAUUAGAGAAAGACAAAAAGAAGCUUUUUCUAUUAACAAACAGUCCAUACCCAUGCGUCAGUGUCGGUAUGCGCCACAUGUUGGGUGACUUCUGGAAGGAUGCAUUUGAAGUCAUUAUCGUAGAAGCCAACAAGCCAAAUUUUUUUGAUCAAAGACCACGGCCAUUCAAGACCUUACAGUUUCGAAAGUGUCGCUACAGAACUGUUUCUUGGGACACUAUCAAUGAAUUAAAAAAGGGAGAAAUCUACUGCGAAGGAUCCAGUGGUGAAUUGAUGAAACUCAUGGGAUGGGAUAAUCGACAGGUAAUGUACUUCGGCGAUCAGAUUUACGCCGAUUUGGAGACACCAAAUCUUUCAAGUGGAUGGUCAACAUGUGCUGUUAUUCACGAACUUAAGCAUGAAAUUGACAUAAUGAACUCACCUGGCUUUUACAGAAGCGUUGUAUGGGUACAAACUCUUGAAAGACUUAUCGACAGAGCGCAGGUUCACCAAGACGCAGAAUCACGGCAGCUUGUUCGUGACUGGCUUAUCGAACGUAAAAAUGUGAAGGCCGAUUUGAAAAAUGUUUUCAACAAAAAUUUCGGAUCAGUUUUUCGCACAUCUCUUCAGGGAAGUUAUUUUUCCUCAAGAUUAUGCCGGGUUGCUGAUAUAUAUACUUCUUCGGUAAUGAAUUUGUGCAAGUAUGGACCGGAUAAAAUUUUCUUCCCCCCAAGGGGCAGUCUUCCACACGAACAACUUGUCAGUGUUGCCUAUCGCCAUGAUGGCUUUGAUGCGGCAUUGGAAACUGCUUUAAAAACGUUGGAUUUUCUCAAACACGGGAUGACCAAGACACCGACCGAAAUUGACACAUGACAGUACAGUACAAUGUAUGAUGUGGCCUUAAACAUUGCAACACUUUCAGCUGUAACAUGUAAAAUUUCAUUUGUACCUUUCUGUUCUAUAUACCUAUUAACUUUUAUGCAGUGCGUUUGUUCAGAAUUUUGUACCGAAUACACUUUUUUGAAGACAA
This is a messenger RNA of Styela clava, 3244 nucleotides long. Its product is annotated as 5'-nucleotidase domain-containing protein 3-like. The record is from RefSeq and is a predicted model, not a curated record. Lineage: Eukaryota; Metazoa; Chordata; Ascidiacea; Stolidobranchia; Styelidae. Gene Ontology annotation, molecular function: 5'-nucleotidase activity.